UAACUACUCGCUUGUUUAACGGAACUUUCCUGAAUAAGAUAUUUGCAUCCACUUAUUGGUUUAGAUUUCACUACUAAAGUUAGCUAAUAAUGUCGACGGAGGAACACAAGAAGGUCCAGCCCCAACCUGCUCCGGCACCGGCACCGGCACCGGCACAGACACCGGCGAAGGUUGAAACUCCGGACGACGUCGUAGAGCAGAAAGCUGUGAUUCCACAUCCCGAAGAGAAGGCCGAUGAGUCUAAAGCUCUUGUUGUAGCCGACGAGUCUCCAGAUCCUUCGGUAAAGAAAGUCUCAGGGGGGUCUCAUGACAGAGAUAUUGCUCUUGCAAAGGUUGAAAGUGAGAAGAAGCUAUCGUUUGUCAAGGCGUGGGAGGAAAGUGAAAAAACAAAAGUUGAGAACAAGGCCGAAAAGAAGCUGUCUGCUGUAGCUUCAUGGGAAAACAGCAAAAAGGCAAAUGUUGAAGCUCAACUGAAAAAAAAAGAGGAACAAUUGGAGAAGAAAAAGGCUGAUUAUGCAGAGAAAAUGAAAAACAAGAUAGCUUUACUUCACAAGCAAGCAGAAGAAAAGAGAGCGAUGGUUGAAGCCACGCGUGCGGAGGAAAUUCUCAAGGCAGAGGAGAUGGCUGCAAAAUUCCGUGCAACUGGAAACGUUCCAAAGAAGCUUCUUGGGUGCUUCUGAAAUUAAAAUUAUUUGUUCUCAUUUCCUAGCAAAAGGGAAGACUUUCAGUUCUUACCUGUAAAUUUUUCCUGUUUGCGUGUAAUCUGUUUGGAAAAGCAUUGCAUGAUUAUUAUUGCUUUUUGUAUAGGCACAGUAUGUUUUGUUUGUAAGAAACAAAGUUUAAUAUUUAAUGACAUGAGUUGAGAAGUUUAAAUGAA
This is a messenger RNA of Cornus florida, 877 nucleotides long. RefSeq names its product remorin-like. Lineage: Eukaryota; Viridiplantae; Streptophyta; Magnoliopsida; Cornales; Cornaceae. The record is from RefSeq and is a predicted model, not a curated record. Bases 90 to 680 code for a protein of 196 amino acids. The transcript has 5 exons.